Brassica rapa (field mustard) is the source of this 1651-nucleotide messenger RNA. RefSeq lists its product as uncharacterized. NCBI's taxonomy places the organism in Eukaryota, Viridiplantae, Streptophyta, Magnoliopsida, Brassicales, Brassicaceae. The record is from RefSeq and is a predicted model, not a curated record.
UUUGUUUGUUUCCAAACAAGUAUCUGACCCCGAGGACCCGACCCGGCGCAUCGUUUUCUUUGUUGCCAACAAAUAACAAUAAAUAAAGGGACCGAUAAAUAAAUUAUAAACAGAUUAAUUUAAAAAAAAACUGUUAAAAAGGCAAAUUCGAGAAGAAAGCCAAAAGAGAAAGCGAAUGCUCUUUCCUCACCAGUAACCAGAGAAACUCGCAGUGAUAGAGAGAGAGAGGGAAUGGGAUUGAUAUUAUCAACGAAAGAGACGAAGAACAGUGGAAGAGGAAUGGGAUUCCUCUUCGUCUUCUUCCCUGACCACAACAACGACGACUCUCCUUCUCCUUCAUCUUCUUCUCCGGCAACGACUCUCUUCCGCACCAGAUCUUCCCGUCUCCUCCUCUCCAAAGCCCAAUCCACAAUCUCCAUCUGCAUCCUCCUCCUCCUCCUCACCCUCUUCUUCUUCACUCUCUCCACCUUCGAACCUUCCUCCGGCUUCCCCGCCGUUUCUCCCCGUCGAUUCCUCCUCACUCGCGACGUCGCCGGAGGAGCUCGAGGUAUUAUCAACCGUCGCAACCGCUAUGCUCUCCAGGGGAUGGGUACUUUGUUUCUGAGAGGAACCAAGAGCAUGCACGAUCUGAUCGUCGCUCACAUCCCCUCCGAUACGACGGAGGGAGAUCUCCGCCUCUUCGUGCGGUUGCUUCACCGCUCCGGAGUCACUUCCCGAUCCGACGUCGUUUUGCUCUUCAACUCUCAUCAGAGAUUCAAUAAAUUGAUCGAAGAAGAGAACAGCUCGUUCUCGAAACUAGUUAAUCUAUACCGGAACUCGAAUCAAACCGGAACCGACUCGGUUUGGGGAUUUAAUCUAACCCGGUUUACGAAGAACCAAUUAACGAAGAAGGACACGUCUGAGCCUAUCUGGGGGAAGAAAACACACCGAGCUAAUAAUAACGAGUCAGACGAGUUGACUCACGGCUCCGUAGUGGGCUUCGACGUGGCCGAGCUGGACCCGGAGAACUCGCUGUCCGGGUUCAUGGACCACGUCCCGGUAGCCUUGCGGAGAUGGGCCUGUUACCCAAUGCUCCUCGGAAGACUCAGACGCAGCUUCAAGCACGUGAUGCUCGUUGACGCGAAGAUAUCGUUAAUCCUCGGUGACCCGUUAACCCGGGUUCGUAACCGGAGCCCCGAGUCAGUCCUCUUCUUCUCGGCCUCUAAACACAGCAGUAACAAGAUUAACCCGGCGGUUAUCAUCGGUGGAGCGAAAGGGAUCAGGAGGUUGUCGAGCGCCAUGCACACCGAGAUCGUGAGAGCGAUGAUGCAGCAGCAGCAGCAGCACAAGAGAAAGAGCUCUGUGUCGGAAUCGGGAGUGCUGAGUCAGCUCGUUGGGAAUGUUCAUAUGAGGAAGGGCUUUGAGGUGGUUGGUCCGAGUGAGGUGAUUGCGGAAGCGAGUUCGACGAGAAACUCCGCGGCGUUGUCGUUAAAAAGUCGUGAUAUAGUACAACGCGGUAAUAGUAAUCAUUUCGACAUUACGGCGACUAUUAUGAAACGUAUUUGUUCGUCUGAGUUAGAUUCUUCUGUGUAUAGUUACUGUUAGUUAGCAUUAUUAUAUUUUUGGAUUUUUUAAAAUAGUAUAAAACAAAAAUAGAGAGAUUUUUCGUUUA